Molecule: messenger RNA, 1017 nt
Organism: Mycena indigotica
Lineage: Eukaryota; Fungi; Basidiomycota; Agaricomycetes; Agaricales; Mycenaceae
Product: WD-REPEATS-REGION domain-containing protein
Exons: 8
Coding region: 1-1017 (338 amino acids)
Molecular function (GO): protein binding
Source: RefSeq, a predicted model, not a curated record
AUGGACGCGUUCGACACAAUCUUUCCCGCUGAUUCGGUUGAGUUCUGUCCGCAUCCAACGGCUGAUAACAUUUUCGUUUGCGGAACAUACUACCUCGAUGCCUCCGCUCCCCAUGGACCCACUCAAAAGCGAACUGGCCAAUGUCUUCUAUUUCGCAUCGACCAAGAUCACAAAGUAAACAAAUUGCAAGGAAUUGACUUGCCCGCAGUCCCAGAUAUGAAAUGGCGCCAUCACCCUUCAGACGCACCACUGCUGGCGAUCGCAGACUCAGAAGGGAACAUCUCCCUUCACGAAUUGCAAGAGUCGCAACUGCAAAGCCAUUCCUCUGUAGCCUGUGCACCCUCCGAUGUCCUUUGUUUGUCGUUGGAUUGGUCAAACCGUCGUAAUACGAGCCCUGACACCUCUCUCGUCGUCUCUCUCUCCAAUGGGUCUCUUUGUCUUCUUCGGCUAGACGACCAAGGGUCCAGCUCUGGCUUACGGAUCCUGGACACCUGGCAUGCGCAUGAUUUUGAGCCAUGGAUUGCUGCUUGGGAUUACUGGGACAUGAAUUCAAUAUUUUCCGGUGGUGAUGAUAUGAUUCUGAAGAUAUGGGAUGUAAGACAAGGUUUUACGAGCCCAGUUCGCACGAACAAAAGAUUCGAGGCAGGUGUUACAACCAUUCAGAGCAAUCCCCAUGCCGAACACAUCCUGGCUGUCGGAAGUUAUGACAACACAGUCCGGGUGUUUGACAAACGCAAACUGCUUGCUCCAUUUGCCCAGGUCGAUGUUGGCGGUGGCGCCUGGCGAGUCAAAUGGCAUCCAUCGUCAAGUCGGAAAGACGACCUUCUCGUUGCCUGCAUGCACGAUGGGUUCAAAGUAGUCCGUCUGGCUGGUGAAAGUGGUCAAGUCAUCAAACGCUUUGAUCAGCAUUCCUCGUUGGCCUAUGGAGUUGACUGGUCGUUUGCUGCUGACCAAGGAGAGACGAUGAUAGCUAGUUGCUCUUUCUAUGAUCAUACUCUACAUUUAUGGUCUGGGUGA